UGAACUAAUCACCACAGCUCCUCUGGUUUGAGACCGGGAGGGUAUCUGUCUCUUUUCUCUCUCUUUCUGUCUCAACCAUUUCCCCCUUCACCCAGGACCCCUUUCUCUGUUACACCUCUUAUCAAGGACCUCUUAACUGCUUUGAUCAGCCAACUUCCUGCGGGAGUGCUGGAAAAGCCACCAAGAGGAAUUUGCCAGGAGGAUAAUGACCAAAAGUCCAGCUUGCAGUCACUUUAUAUAAUUUUUUCUCUCCAAAAGAAAAAACUCAUUGGAACACAACAACUUCAGCUCAGGGUGUCCCCUUCUUAUGAAGAUGAGGAGACAUCGGUUGUUACCGCUCUGUGCCCUCCUGGGUGUCCUGUUUGCAGGACUCCUCCCAAAACUUGAUGCUCAGGAAGAUUGCGCACAUGGGUUGCCAGCUGAUAUAUACUUUCUAGUGGAUUCAUCAUGGAGUAUCGGAAAGGAGAACUAUGAGCAUGUCAGACAUUUUUUGUACAGCUUGAUUGAAUCGAUGCACCAGGUUGGAGGGGACAGGUUUAAAUUUGCCCUUGUGCAGUACAAUACAAGGCCUGAGACUGAGUUCCAGCUCAACAGCUAUGCAACAACACAGGAAGUCCUGGCACACGUCAAGGCCAUGUCCUAUCGUGGUGGGGGCACCCGGACUGGCCUGGGUCUGGAAUUCCUGAUACGUACCCACUUGAGCACUGCAGCAGGCAGCCGUGCUGCUGAAGGAGUGGCGCAGGUCGUGGUGGUGUUAACAGAUGGGCGAUCCCAGGAUGACGUGUCCGAGCCAGCUCAGGUGCUGCAGCUGGCAGGCGUGGAUGUGUUUGCAGUUGGAGUUCAGGAUGCAGUGGAAUCGGAGCUCAGGGAGAUGGCUAGUCAACCACAUGACAUUCACGUGUUCAGUGUAGACUCUUUUCUCUCCUUGCGGAAAAUAAUCCAAGAUUUAGUAGUGGGGCUUUGCGGCGCAGUGACCCGGUCAUGGGGGGCUCCUGUGGCAAAUGAGGCCCCUAUGGCUGGAGGAGGGACAGCACAAGAUUCAGCUGACCUAGUAUUCUUAAUUGAUGGAUCACAGAAUGUUGGAGCAGCAAACUUCCCCUUUGUGCGUGAUUUGGUUUUGAGAAUCAUUGAGAACCUUGAUGUGGGCAGGGACACUGUUCGUGUUGCCUUGGCCUUUUACGACUCCUCUCCAGAGAUAAAGUUCUAUCUAAAUAGCUAUGACAGCAAAUCGUCAGUCCUGGAAGCUGUGAAGGGACUCACCUACUCAGGGGGCGACGAGUCUAACCUGGGGGCCGCCCUGGAGGAAGUGGCCACUAGCCUUUUGAGCCAGACAGCCGGGGGAAGGGCAGAUGAGGGUGUGCCCCAGAUGCUGUUGGUUAUCAGUGCUGGGCCUACCACUGAUGAUACUGGUGCUGGUGACCGGGCCCUUAAGAGGGCUGGUGUUAUCACAUUUGGCCUGGUGAUUGGUGACACUGCCACUGAAGAUCUUGAAGCAGUUGCUACAGACAAAGGUUUUGUCAUGUCAGCCCUUGAUUUCAGAGCAGUGGCAGACAUGGGUGAACAGCUGCUCCCAUACAUUAAAGGAGUGGUCCAGCGCACCAUAAUUGUUAACACUGAGUUCACAGAAGUCUUGGCAGUUGGAAAGCGAGACAUCAUUUUCCUGAUUGAUAGUACAAUGGGUGCAACUCUCAUCAACUCCAUACGUGAAUUCAUCAAAAAGUUUGUUGACACCAUGCCUAUUGGUCCAGAUGAAGUACAAGUGGGUAUAGCCCAAUUCAGCAGUUCCCCCCGACUUGAGAUGGAUCUCAAUACCUAUAGAUCCAGGGAAGACUUGGCUGCUGCACUAGGCUCUAUCAAACCAAGACCCGGACAGACAGUCAAUAUUGGAGCAGCCUUGGACUUUGUACGGACAAAUAUGCUACGGCCUGAUAAGGGAAGUCGUCUUCAGCAGGGGGUACCCCAGGUUUUACUGUUGUUGACCAGUAAAAAAUCCAGUGACAGUGUGAUAGAACCUGCUAGGGCUCUGCAACAAAUGGGUGUAUUAACUAUGGCUGCGGGCUCCAAAUCAGCUGAUGAGCAGGAGCUAAAACAGAUUGCCUUUGCGGACAGUGUUGUGUUCGUUCUGAGGGACUUCCGUGGAAUGACUCGCAAUCCACAGCAAAUUGUUAAUGCACUUUCCACUCUAGCUGGUGUCGUGGUUACUGAAAUACCUACUGAACCAGUGGUGGAGAUAACUACAGUGGAGACCCAAAAAGUGGUCCGAGACUUUGUCUUCCUUGUCGAUGGCUCAAACUACAUUGGCAGUGCUAACUGGCCCUAUGUGAGAGACUUCAUCAUCAACGUGGUCAACCAGCUAGAUGUACGUCCUGAGAGGGUCCAGAUUGGUCUUGUACAGUUUGCUCAAGAUCCAAGAAUUGAAUUUUAUUUGAACAGCUACAACAAUAGGCAAGAUGUUGUGAACAAAAUCUCUCAACUCAGGCUGACUGGAGGCUCAGUUCUGAAUACAGGAGCAGCCAUGAGACAUACCCUUUCCAAAAUGUUCCAGCAAUCAACAGGGUCACGUAGAAGGCAGGGAGUCCAGCAGGUGUUGGUUCUAAUCACAGGGGGUCCUCCCCAAGAUGAGAUUAAAAGUGUAGCUGAUCAGUUGGCUCUGGGUGGCGUUUUGACCUUUACAGUCAGCUCUGGGCAAGCAGAUAGCGAACUUCUGAAAACGGUUGCCUUUGUUCCAGAUUUGGCUUUCCAUGAAAGCAGCUUCUCUCAAAUACCAGCUAUGGCUGAAAUUAUCAUGCCAAAAUUAAUAACAGUGGUUGGCGAUACAGAUAUAUCAUACAUCCCAGAGGAAAUUGAAGAAACUGUUGUUUCAGGAAAUGAGAGGGAUGUUGCCUUCCUCAUAGAUGGAACAGACAGUGUUCGAGCAUAUUUUCCCUAUGUCCGGGAUUUUAUCACCAAAGUAAUUGAACCACUUGACAUUGGGAUCGACAAAGUGCGGGUUGCAGUGGUUCAACACAGUGAGAGGCCAGAACCAAAUUUCUACCUUAACACUUUUAAAACCAAAGAUGAGGUGAUGAGAGCUGUCAAUGCAAUGACACCUGCUGGGGGACGUAGUCUAAACACAGGAUCUGCUCUAAGAUUCAUGAAGGACACAAUCUUGGCUGGACAGCGUGGUAGCCGGGCUGCAGAAAAUGUCCCACAAUAUCUGAUUGUUUUGACUGGAGGCAGAUCCAGAGAUAGUGUGAAGGAACCUGCUGGUGCACUAAAGACAGGUGGAGUCGUACCAUUUGGUGUUGGUGUCAGGGAUGCAGACCCAAGACAGAUUGAGGCCAUUUCACACAACCCUUCCUUUGCCUUCAAUGUGAAAGAAUUCAGUGAGCUUAACACUGUACCACAAAAGCUCAAUACCUAUGUGAGUCUUCCAAAGGAACAGCUAUCUAUUGUGCUAAAGCAAGCUGAGUCACAAGGCCCCCGCAAGGAUAUUGUUUUCAUUGUUGAUGGAUCUGAUGGUGUUGGACGGGAAUUUCCUAUCAUUCAAGAAUUCAUCCGCAGGAUUGUGGAGAGUCUCAAUGUUGGCGAGAAUAAAAUCCGAAUUGGUGUGGUGCAGUAUGGUGACUAUGCUCAGGCUGACAUGUAUCUGAAUUCACAUACAACCAAAGAAGACGUUUUGAAUGCAGUAAGAGCAAUAAGGCAGCGAGGAGGGAGACAACGUAACCUGGGUCAGGCCUUGCAGUUUGCUAGUCAGGAUGUUCUUACAGCAGCACGUGGAAGCAGGAAGCAAGAAGGUGUACCACAGUUUGCGAUUGUUGUCUCCAGUGGGUCUUCUACAGAUGACAUCAGUCGUGCAGCAUCAUCCCUCAAACAAUCUAGAGUUCUUCCCUUCAGCAUUGGGACCAGGGAUGUUGACCCUAGAGAGCUGCAAGUGGUCUCGUAUGUACCUAACUUUGCUUAUACCGUAGAUGAUAUCCCUGGCCUGUCCACAGUCCAAGAAAACUUAAUCACCACACUCACUGAAAUGUCAGAUGAGGACAUUGCCAGGAUGCGUCCAGAAUUCUCAACCUAUGAAGUAAUAACACCAGCACCCACGGGAGGAGAAAGGAGGGAUGUUGUUUUUCUAAUUGAUGGCACAACGGCAGUACGUAGUGAGUUCCCUUCCAUCCGUGAAAUGAUCAGAAGAGUCGUCGAGAAGCUUGAUGUUGGACUGGACAAGGUCCGAGUUUCAGUGGUGCAGUACAGCGACGACCCUAAGUUAGAAUUUCGUCUGAAUGAAUUCUCCACCAAAGAUGAGGUACGCCAGGCUGUAACAAAACUUCGAAGCAAAGGUGGAAACCGCUUAAACACGGGUCGUGCUCUUGAGUGGGUCUCCAGAAACAUCUUCCAGAGGUCUGCAGGAAGCCGUAUUGAAGAGGGUGUACCUCAGUUCCUCAUUCUAGUUACUGGUGGCAAGUCUACAGAUGAUGUUUACGCUCCAGCUGACCAGCUUAAGAGAAACCAGAUAGCACCUCUGGCCAUUGGGUCAAGGAAUGCAGACCCUGAUGAACUGAAACAGAUUUCCCUGAAGCCUGAACUUGUAUAUACAGUUGACAGCUUCCAGCAGCUUCCAAGAGUGGAGUCACAGCUCAUCGACUCUGUUAAAACAAUAUCCACUGCUGAUAUUGUCAGUAGCUAUGUUCCUGUUGUGGAUGAAUCCCUUAAUCUUGGAAGAAAGGACAUAAUCUUCCUCAUCGAUGGCUCAGACACUACAGGUGCUUCUGGCAUUGCUCAUAUCCGUGACUUCAUUCUCAACAUUGUCCGUCAGCUUGAUGUACAACCUGAUCAAGUGCGUGUGGCUGUUGUCCAGUACGCAGACAAAGUGAAAACAGAGUUCUCACUCAACUCACACAACAACAAGCAAUCUGUGAUCUCUGCUAUCAAAAGGCUUCGUCAGAUGGGUGGUCGAUCAUCAGACUUGGCUGAUGCCAUAAACUAUGUAACACAGAAUGAGUUAAUACCGCCUGCUGGUGUUCGUUUGGCUGAGGCCUCCCAGCAUCUUGUGGUUCUCACAGGUGGACGUUCCCCGCAAGAUGUUUCCCUCUAUGGACCACUCCUGAAGGGCUCCAGGGUAAACUGCAUCGGCGUUGGAGCGGGUCCUGGCGCUGACACAAGGCAACUAGCCCAAAUUACCAGCACACCAGAGGAUGUUCUUCAGGUUCCUUCUUUCCCUGGUCUGCCAGGAAUUCAGGAAAGGUUUAUUGCCAGGUUGAGUGGUACUCUCCCAGAGGAAAUACCCACCAUCAUUGGUGAUCCCAGCCAGCCUUCUAAAAAGGCUGAUAUCGUGUUCUUGGUGGAUGGCUCCAUGAACGUGGGCCGAGAGAACUUCCAAGAAGUGAUGUCAUUUAUCAUCAACUUAAUUGACUUGUUCUUCACUGAAAGAGACAAACUGCAGUUUGGGCUGGCACAUUACACAACAGACGUGACAGAUGUGUUCUACCUCAAUGACUACAAGAACAAGGAUGACAUUGUAAGUGCCAUUGGACGAGCAGAGUAUAAAGGCGGACGCACAAUAAACACCGGUGCAGCCAUUCGCCAUGUUCAAAAUGUUCACUUUACCAAAGAAAAAGGCAGUCGGGUGGAUGAAGGCACUCCUCAGAUUCUGAUGCUUAUUACUGGAGGAGACUCAGCUGAUGACAGUAAAACAGCAGCCCUUGGUCUAAAGAAAAAGGGUGUGAGAGUCUUUGCUGUAGGAGUAGGCGCUACUGAGAAUGAGCUAGAAAACAUAGCAAGUGAGUCUUCCACUGUGGCUAGAGCGAGCAAAUUCACCGAACUUUCAGAGCUCAAUGAGCAAAUAUUGGAGACACUGGAUGAUGAAGUGAAAGGGAAAGGGCUGUGUGUCGGUGUGCAAGACAUUCCUACAACCUGCAGUGUGGAGGUGUUAGUGGGCUUUGAUGUGAAUGCCCAGAACAUCUUCAGUGCUCAGACCAACCUCCAGAGCAAGAUGGGUGCCAUUCUACAGAGGAUUUCCAAAAUGGCAGCAAUCAGUUGCUCAUCUGGGCAGAUUCCCUCCGUGCAAGUGGGCAUGCUGGCCGUGGACUCUGGCUCUGAGCCUGUCCAGCUUGACUUCACAACCAACGCUGAUGAGCUCUUUGAGGCCUUUAGAGCACUACGCAGUCGUGGUCCCUUUGUCCUCAAUGGAAAGACCAUCACAGCUUACACAAAUAGAUUCAAAACCAGACAGGACAAUGCUGUCAAGGUUGUUAUUCAUUUGACCGACGGUCUUGAUGCACCAUAUGCUGAAAUGAAAAGAAGAGUAGAUGAGCUUCGGCAGUCAGGAGUGACCAGUUUCAUUCUGGUUGGACUGGAGCGGGUUCCUAAAUUUGAGGAAGCAUUGAUGUUGGAAUAUGGCCGUGGCUUCAGAUACACCAGACCCUUGCGAGUCAAUAUCAUGGACUUGGACUAUGAGCUUGUGGAAGAGCUAGACAAUAUUGCAGAAAGACAUUGCUGUGGAGUUCCUUGCAAAUGUACUGGCACCAGAGGAGACAGAGGAGCAGUUGGACUUCCAGGGUCUAAGGGAAGCCCAGGAUCACCGGGAAGCCAAGGACAUCCUGGAGAUGAGGGUGGACCAGGAGAGAGAGGUCCCCCUGGUGUCAAUGGAACGCAGGGUUACAAGGGAUGUCCUGGACAGAGAGGUGUCAAGGGUUCUCGUGGAUACUCAGGAGAAAAGGGUGAAUUUGGAGAAAUUGGACUUGAUGGCAUCAAUGGUGAGGAGGGCAAAAGUGGAGUUGCUGGACCAUCAGGAGAGAGAGGAAACCCUGGCAGAAGAGGUCCCAAAGGUGCUAAGGGACAAGCAGGAGACAAAGGGGAAUUGGGAAUUACAGGAGACCCUGGUACGAGUGGAAAAGACAACAACCAAGCAGGACCUAAAGGAGACCCUGGUGAUGCUGGACCAGCGGGAGAACCUGGUGAAGAUGGAAAGAGGGGAGGACCUGGUGAAGCCGGAAGAAGGGGAGCUGAUGGCAGAAGAGGGGCACCUGGACAGCCUGGAAGUGCAGGAAAGCCAGGAGCUGAUGGUGUGCAGGGAGAACCUGGCAUUGGAGGAUCAAGAGGUCCAUCUGGUCCAAAUGGUGCUCCAGGACCCAGAGGAGAAGACGGCAAUCCUGGACCCAGGGGUCCUGGAGGUCAACCAGGUCCCAUCGGAGAAAAGGGCCGGAGGGGAGCUCUUGGUCGUAAGGGAGAGCCAGGAGAUCCAGGAAUUAAGGGUGCCAUUGGACCUCUUGGCCCUCGUGGAGAGCCUGGUGAAGAUGGUAGAGAUGGUUUGGGUGUUGAAGGGCCCAAUGGAAGAAAGGGUGACAUAGGCUUCCCUGGAUUCCCAGGACCCAAGGGAGCAGCUGGUGACUCUGGCAACAAAGGUGGACCUGGACCCAGAGGAAAUCGUGGACAGAGAGGUGUGUCUGGAAACAUUGGUUCACUUGGACAGAAAGGAGAGAUUGGAUAUCCUGGUCCAUAUGGUCAGAAAGGGCCAAGAGGACCAGGUGUUGUGCAAUGUGACCUUGUGAAGAAGAUAAGAGACAACUGUCCUUGCUGUUAUGGUAAUCAAGAAUGCCCAUUGUUCCCCACUGAGCUGGCCUUUGCCUUGGACGCUUCUCAAAAUGUUGACCGUCGAGUUUUCAACAACAUGCGUGACACGGUGCUGCGCCUGAUCAGAAAUAUCACCAUCUCUGAGAGCAACUGCCCAAGAGGCGCCCGUGUUGCUUUGACCCUGUACAACAAUGAAGUUACCACCGAGGUUCGCUUUGCUGAUGCAAUGAAGAAACGUGCUCUCCUGCAGCGCAUCGAGGGACUGCAGACGCUGCAGACAAGUAAAGAGCGGAACUUACCUACAUCCAUGAGCUUUGUGGCCCAGAACACCUUCAAAAGGGUGCGUAGCGGCUUCCUGAUCAGGAAAGUGGCCAUCUUCUUUGUUGGUGGGUCACUCGGUCAGGCACAAGGAAUCACUAAUGCAGCUCUCCGCCUCCAUGAUGCCGGAAUCGCCACUCUGUUCUUGGUCAGUCGUGAGGAGAGAGCACUCAGCAGAGCACUGCAGGUCAAUAACACAGCACUGGCCCAGGUAAUUGUCCUUCCCAGCCCUGGAAGUGCACAAUAUAACUCAGUCAUCCAAAAGGUUUUGAACUGCCAUGUCUGCUUUGACAUCUGUGGUCCUGACCAAAUGUGCGACUAUUUGCCCCCACUGAUCAGUCGAGAUCGGAGGUCUUCCAUCACAGAUGGGGAUAUUGACAUGGCUUUCAUCUUGGACAGCUCUGAGUCCACAUAUCCAACUGUCUUUACUGAGAUUAAACGCUACAUAGCACAGAUAGUAGAACAGGUGGAGGUGUCUUCAGAACCCACAGCAUCGCUUCACCAGGCCCGGGUGUCUGUGAUCCAGCAGGCACCUUACGAGUUUGUCUACAACAAAACUGGCUCUCCCAUCCAUGUGGAUAUCGGCUUGACUGAGCACAACUCGGCUCAGGAUAUUGCCCGAUUCCUGCUGGACAAAACACCGCAGUUAGAGGGUGGCCGGGCACUGGCAGCAGCUAUCGAAUCAACAGUGGAGCUGGUGUUUGACAAGGCACCUCUUCAGCGUAACAGGAAGUUGCUGAUGCUUUUUGUGACAGGACAUGUGGAGGAAGACGAGGAGCAGCUGGUGCGCAUCGCCACUGAGGUCAAGUGCAGAGGCUUCUUCCUGGUCAUCAUGGGUGUGGGAGAGAAGCUGAGUGCUGGAGAUUCUCGUGUCUUGUCGCGCAUGGCCAGUGAGCCCUCAGACGUCUUCUUUAAACGACUGGACAGCAUCUCACAAUUUUAUGACAAACACAUCCAGACUUUCAGCCAGCUGAUGCCAAAGUAUAUCACCAUUGAGAAUGCUUUCUACAUGUCACCUGAAGUCUCCAAAAACUGCAAGUGGUUCCAGAGUGACCAGCCUCUGAAAAACCCCUUUACUUCCCCACAUCAACAGGAGAAACCACAUGAGAAUCACCAAGCAGUCCAUCAUGAGAAUCACCAAGCAGUCCACCCAAGGAAACACAAAGAAGCGGAUGAGCUACACGUCUCCAAUGUCACCUCCAGCAGCUUGAAACUGCGCUGGAGCAGCCCAGAUCCUAAACUCUUUGUCUACUUCGAGGUAGUGGUGACACGGUUAUCCGACCAUAGCCUGGUGCUGAAGACCAACGUCUCUGGCACUGAGCUUUCAGUGGACAACCUACAAAGUGCUCAGACGUAUCAUGCUGUGGUCUCCGCCCACACUGCAGAGGGUCAAAUCGUCUCCACCCGCAAAGGCAUUGUCACUACCAAAACAGCAGAGCACAGGCCAGCCAGUACUGUAAUUACCACACCACUGAGCAGACCUGAAAUUGUUAAUGAGUUUGCAGACCCAUGCUCACUUGACUAUGACGCUGGAAUGCCGUGCAAAGAGUAUCAGGCUAAGUGGUUCUUUGACAGAAAGAACGGGAUCUGUGCUCAGUUCUGGUAUGGAGGUUGUGCCGGCAAUGAGAAUAGGUUCGACACUGAGACACUCUGCUUGAAAAACUGCAUGGGGUCAGUCUCAGAGCCUCAGCCAAACGUGCAGCAGAGUGAACAGGUGGAGAUCCUGCCGGUUCCUGCGGCUUCUACAGCUGUCGACAUUUGCCAGCUUCCCAAAGAGGAGGGUACAUGUGCCAAAUUUGUCCUCAAGUGGCACUAUGAUGCUCCAAGCAAGAGCUGUGCACGUUUCUGGUACGGAGGCUGUGGUGGAAACCAGAAUCGCUUCAACACAUAUGAGGAGUGUGUCAAGGCUUGUGGAAAACCAGCACCCAUCAAACAAGGAGUCAUUGCUGCAAUAAGAACAUAAGACCAAAGUGACCAACAUGGCCAGCUUUUACCUCUGUUUAGGGGAUUCUUAGAAGAACCGUCCAACAUGGCCAUACUUUAAGGAUGUAAAAACCAAAGCAAUGGUGGCUGCACUGGAUCCACAAAAAUGGACUUAAUACCCACAAUUCUUGAAGUAGUCUUUUUCACAGCAAGAUGGAAGGCAACACAUUUUGGUGCAUGAUUUGUUUUUACUGGUGCUACAUAGUAUACAUAGUUUUUUUUUUCUACAGACGGAGUUCAAUGCAAUAAGUUUUGUAAAGUCAAGUCUGGAACAUCAUAUGGGGUUUUCAUUUUUUUUUUUUUUAUAAAUGUAUAUGAAUAUCUUGGACAGAGAUUAGCAAUAAAUCCGUACAUUCAGGACUGGCAUUAUUCACUGCAGUAAUCUUUUUUUUAUUGUGUUUUUUGACAUUCCACAUUCACAUAGCAUCACAUUCAUUGAUUUAUAUUUUUUUCAAAACUCACAUGAUUCCCACUGAAUGAUCCCUUCACUAUUUUUUCACAAAAUGUUCACAGCAGUGUUUACAUAUGUCUUCAAUGGUGGUUUAUGUUUUUAUUUUAAAUGACAGUGACUAACUGCUCAGAUAUAAAAACAAAAAAAAUACUAAUGUAAAGUAAAAAGUGCACUUCUGGACUCAUGUUCCAGCUUUUGAGAAUGGAAUGUACUUGUCAAGCUGUUUUAUUUUUGUUUCAUUUGAAUUGACUGAAAUUUGUGUUUCAUCUGGGUUUUGGGGAAAUAAAAAUGAAUUAGACUUUCUAAUAAACUUGAGCAACUGA
Molecule: messenger RNA, 10620 nt
Organism: Solea solea (common sole)
Lineage: Eukaryota; Metazoa; Chordata; Actinopteri; Pleuronectiformes; Soleidae
Gene: col6a3
Product: collagen, type VI, alpha 3
Exons: 46
Coding region: 308-9826 (3172 amino acids)
Molecular function (GO): serine-type endopeptidase inhibitor activity; protein binding
Source: RefSeq, a predicted model, not a curated record